CUCUUCUUCAACUGCAGGGGGUUAGACAUAAGAUAAUUUGAAGAAAGAAAAAAAGAGAGCAAAAGGAUGUUGGAAACUCUCUCUUAUACUUUUGUAAAUUCUUCCAUUUUCUCCGUAAUGCAUUCGUUUUCUAAUGUUUUCUCGUCUUGAAAAGAAGCUUUUCGAGCUGUGAAAAUGAAGAGAAUAACUAGGUCACGGUUUGAUCCGAAUACUCGUGAAGAGGACAAUAAUCUGCAGGAAGAUCAACUACUUGAGAAUGGUGCAACUUCAAGCUCCGUUGAGCCUCCAAAUUCAGCAGCAAAGCCUCCAUCUGAGCAAUCUCUGACGCCGAAAAUUGCAAGUAUUCUUGACAACAAUGUGUACGAGGUGCCUAUAAAGGCUAUUCCAGAAUCAGCGGAGUGGAUAUUUUUAGUGGUUGCCCUCGGCCUAGAGAUGUUAUCAGCUGCUUUCGACCAGGCUUCGUCCCCAAGUAAACCCCACUACGCGCUACUGAGCAUGCUGUGUGCUGUUGCAGCUCUUCUUACUACCAUCUGGGAGCUCACUUACAAGGCUAUAAGAGAAAGAGUGGUAUUAAGGAGGUCGGGAUUGCUAAUGCUGCCCUACUUUUAUUAUCCGCCUCCUCGGAACACAGUUUUCGGUGAUCUCUAUGACAUUUAUGGAUUAGUUGGCGGGAUCUCUCAGUCCGCUUGCUCUGCAGUUCAGUACGUUUACUUUCUCUGGCACGCUGAUAAUCCAAUCAAAUCAUCCCUCUUGCCAGCCAUCUUCCUUAUGUGUUUGGGUGGUUCGAGACUAAUAGGAACCGGAGGUUCAGUAGUAAUGUUGAUAGCAACAAUAUUUUGUUGACGAGGGAGCUGACCGCCAACCGACCUUUGCUCGAUGAUUCUUCUACUUCUGCUUGGAGUCUCAGUGUCCAAACCGAACGAGAACCAUCAAGCAGCUUACAAUUAUUUUUCGGUAAAAACCCCUCACCCACAGUUUUCACUGCGAGCAAGAUUGCGGAUGAAGAGAAAAAUCCACUUCAAAUCCUAGUUGUGGAUGACCAAAUGGUUCCAAUAACAAAUCUACCUUAUCCAGUCAAAGUGGAAAUUGUUGUUCUUGAUGGUGACUUUCCAACUGGAGAUGAUGACAACUGGACAGAAGAAGAAUUUGAGAACAACAUCUUGAGACAGCUUACUGGGCGAAGGCGACACUUGCUUGCCGGAGAAGUAAGGCUCACGGUGAGAGAUGGGUCAGCUACAAUUGGAGAUGUUGAGUUCACAGAGAGUUCGAGCUGGAUUAGGAGCAAAAAAUUUAGGCUGGGAGCACGAGUGAUACCAAGCCCAGGCUAUCAGGGUUUAAGGAUCCGUGCAGCGGUCACGGAAGCUUUCGUUGUUAAAGAUCAUCGUGGCAAGCAUCAUCUUCCUCGCUACUUAUCCCAUACGAGAAACAAUUCUGUAUAAGAUGCAAGGCAACAUUUUGCAACUUUGUGCUACAAUUCAUUCAAUUUUCAAUAGAAAGCAAGGAACAUUUUCAAUUAGCUCUUCUUUUUUCUUUUUCUUCUAAAUCAAGAAAACAAUCUGCAAUUUUACCGUGUCUACGGGUUUGCUGAAGAAUGUUAAAAUCCCAUGUCGAAACUUCACAAAAUAAAUUACCGCA
This is a messenger RNA of Malus domestica (apple), 1635 nucleotides long. Its product is annotated as calmodulin-binding protein 60 F. The record is from RefSeq and is a predicted model, not a curated record. Lineage: Eukaryota; Viridiplantae; Streptophyta; Magnoliopsida; Rosales; Rosaceae.